Patiria miniata (bat star) is the source of this 1061-nucleotide messenger RNA. RefSeq lists its product as uncharacterized. Bases 259 to 828 code for a protein of 189 amino acids. The record is from RefSeq and is a predicted model, not a curated record. The transcript is spliced from 6 exons. NCBI's taxonomy places the organism in Eukaryota, Metazoa, Echinodermata, Asteroidea, Valvatida, Asterinidae.
AGUUUCGACCGAUGUAAUUCUCUAAAACAAUAUUUUUUAUCCACAAAUUACUUUGAUCGUCACUCCAAAUCGUCUUGUCCCUGUAGCUUUAGAAAAUCUGAAGGUUUGUGAAAACUGUAGGCCACACAGCUAUCAGUCAAAAAUACUUUGUGUAUUGUCGGUGUUAAUGGCUUUUGUAACUGGCGCCAAAUAGAAAAAAAGUUAAUUUUUUUUUCCGCUUAAAAACGGUUCUGACUAAAAGGGAAACUUUGGAUCACCAUGUCCGAUUUGGAAGAACUUGGAGACCUCAUUUGUAGCUGUUUGAAGAGACGACCACUCGUGGAGAGUUGGUUGUGUUUGCAGAACACAAUGAGUGAAGCUACAGCUGCUGCCGUGUACACCAUGAUUUACACUAUUGUAUCCGAGUCGUUGACACUUUGGUGCUGUGCUUCAUUCCCUUCAACGUAUGGCAGUGGUCCUGUCGUUACUUUGUUCGCCUUGCAGAAUGUUGACUUUUGCGUCAUGCUCUUGGCCUCAAUUCUUGUUCUUGUCGGCGUAUGGAAGGAGUCGAAGAUUAUGCUGAUACCCUUCAUUGGGGGUGGAAUCUGGAUGUUUGUCAUCGAAGUGAUCGCUCACAUCGUCUGGAUGGCUAAUGUUGGUCCCGGUGCCUCAAAUCUGACAUCAGUUUUCGUCUUCUUUGCGUCGUGUUUGCUGUUCAACAUUCUGAGCGUGGUCUUCGUCAUCUCGCAUUACCAGACACUGACUGAUGCCUCAAUGCCUCGCACCAAUCAAGUUGGUGUGAUAGUCCAAGAGCAAAGGAUCGCAAUUUGGCAUGUUCCAUCUCAAUAGGCUAAUUCCUGAUAACAUACGAUUUUGGAUUGAAAUGUAAAUAAUACUUUUUUCAAGUGUUAUAUCUUUUUCAAGCAUUUGAAUCGCAACGUAACUUUUCAAGCUAGAAGAAGUAGGGGUGCAAAGGGUGUAUCUUUGUUGUUGUUUUUUUCUUUGGAGCCGGGGGGGGGGGGCUUUGUAAACCCACUAUGAUUGUGCCUUCUAUAGCCAUUUUACAGGAAAAUUUUUACAGG